Messenger RNA from Podarcis lilfordi (Lilford's wall lizard), 17728 nucleotides. The record is from the annotation of a GenBank genome assembly. Lineage: Eukaryota; Metazoa; Chordata; Lepidosauria; Squamata; Lacertidae.
AUGCGAGACUACAUGAAAGUAAGUGCAAGCCCCCAUCCUCAGUAUUGGCCUUAGAUAAUUUUCUGAAGGUCUGUUGAGAUGAAUAGACAGGAGAUGAUAGAUAGAUAGAUAGUCUGGAGUCACAGUCUUACACCAGAGCAGUUACGUAAUGGUUCUGCUCUCUGGGUCUUGUGAAGAGUUGGGAAUAUUGUGUGUUACAUUUUUAUACUAAGACUGUUGUGGAGGAUUUCAGCUGGGGGGGAAAUUGUAUUGUUUUAGUCCUUUAAUAUAUGAGUACUGUAACCCAGACUUUGGUUUUACCUCAGUGAAUGAUUAUUAUUUUUUGAUCAUCCUAACAAGAAAUAGUGGAUAGCACUUUGGGCAAGCUCUGUUUGUGUUCUGCCAAAAAUACCUCAGAGCUGGUGCCCAAAUGUAAUCAAUUCUUCUGGGCAUGUGAAACUGAAGCCCUAACACCUCGCCUGACUUCAGCAAACCGUACUUCAGUUCAAGGCUUGUGUGGGCACUCUGAGCCUCAACGAGGGCUUUCAUGGCAUCUAAUCCACUAACCUCAUCUCCCUAAUCGCAUUAUAUAUGAACAUGAUGAAAUAUAACUUAAGCUGGCACCUGGAAGGCUCUUGGCUUAGUCAUUUCAGUUCAGCAAUGUGCAGGGGAUAACUUGAUUUCUUCUGUCGAGUACAGAAUUUACUUUGCCAAGGUUUCGUUUUCUUUCUUAAUUUAAAGCAAUGCAUAUAGGAUAGGAUUUUAUCAGACAGAAGUGACCUACCUGGGGUUUUUGUUGUUGUUGUUUGAGAAUGAAACACUGAAGAGUUAUAGGCUAGUGGAUCGCAUUACUACCUGAGAAACAUGCCCACUUUCACUGGGGCUACCAAAGAUUGAGCACCUUCUAGCUUAGCUUGCUAAGAAUAAAUAAUGGAUGUUUUGGCACAAGCAUGGAAUGUAGUUCUUUACAGCUACACCUGAUGCCUAUUAGUAAAGAAGUCUUCUGAAUUAUCUGAUUCACAGGGGGCUAGUUCUCACUUCAUUUUUAAAAUAUAUAUAUAUAUAUUCAGCAACACACAUUCAAGUAUAAAAUACAUGCACGGUAUCGGAGAAAUGAAACGGGUGCAAGCCCUGUUUUCAGCAAUUAUCCCUUUAAAAUAUGCACUACAAUUGGGAAAGGAUCAGAUGCUGCUCAGUUACAUUUGAGAAGGACAAGGACCAUCUGGGGAACAGCAGCAGGAGAAGGCUCUUGCUGACUGAUGAUCCAGCAGGGCUCUUAUGCUCUCAACAAAACAUGAAUGAGCACUUCACAUUUGAUGCAGCUUGUGUGCGUUUUAUACUGCAUUUUUGUAUGCCUAGAUAGCCAAUUACAUAGAUAAAGUAAGAACUGAGAACCCAUAAAUGAAUUUUCUUUUGGGAUGAUGACAGGCACACAUACACACAUUAAAAGGAUGCUAGAAGUGGUUUGGACACCCACCUACUGCAUCCCAAUGUAUUUGCUUUCAGGGCAGAGAGUGUCUAUCCAAGCCACUUCUACCACAGUUCAAAUGUAUGUUGGUCUCCAUCCUUUGUUUCAAAUGCAUCUGCCAGCUGGGUCCUUGAAUCCAGAUGUCUCCUCUGAUCAUGGAUCAUGGGGUGCAGUCUUGCCUUCAGCGUUGUGUCACUGGCAGUGAGCUACUGAACAAGAAUUCUGCGUCCACUUCCAUAAUAUGAGACCCACUGUUCUGGGGUUGAUUUCUUCAACAGGGUAUUUCCCUGAAAUAAAGGGCAUGGUGUUCUAUGUUUGCUUUUCUUCACCCGCUCUUCUGGAAGCAACUAUCUAUGCAAACUACUCACCUUAACAUAAUGGGGCAAUUUGAAUUGUUCAUAGAUAAAGGUACCUGAUUUAUGACUUUAGCACUUCCUGCCACCAGUGAGAAGGGAAGGGAAGCACGAAAAAGGGGGAAAGAUCAGUUUGUGUCCUCUUCUUCCCAGCAGGAGGGCAAGAUUGAGCAAGAAUAAACAUAUAAUUUUCCCAUCCUUUUUAGAAUAACAGCCAGCAACGAAGAUGAUUGAAAUAAAGAUCUGAAUGAAAGAAAACUGGCUACAGCUCAAAUCCAUGAUCACUGGAAAAGGAAAUAAUAACUCAGGACAGACGGGUGAAAUCUCCUUGAUGCCCAGAUUAUCUAUUGAAGGUGCAGGUCUAUUUCCAACCUAGGAGAAUUUACUUACUUUUGUUAGGCAAUAUCCAUAGCUCUAAGGAACAACUAAUUCACUAAACACGCCUGGUGAAUCAUUAAGGCAGAGAGAAAAGUAAAGACAGAACUAUACUUAUCAAAGGAGUGUUGAAGAAGAAGAAACAAUUAUAAGCUGUUGAUUUGAUGAUUAUCUCCAUCAAAUAACACAGCAAAACAAAACAGGGGGAAUAUCUGUAUUUUUUAUCAAGGGUUUCCACCCAUAAUGCUGGGUACUUCCCACCCGAACAAUGAAGCAAGGAAGCAAUAAAUAAUCUUUUGCAUUCUGGGAUACAAAGCAAGAUAUUGUGCUAAGUUCAGAAAAAGAUUAGCAUGGAGGAAUGAGGUCAGAAGAAAAGGAAGAAAAAGAGUGACAAUAACGGCUUUUGAAGGGAGGGGCUCAUGAGCCGCUAUUCAAUUUCUCAUGACUGAUUGGUAUUGUGUUGUAUUACUGGUAGGGACACCGCCCCUUUCACAAACUUUUUGAAAACAUAAGAACCCUGCUAGAUAAAACCAGAGGCCCUUCUAGUCCAGCUUUCUGUUCCCAGAGCUACUGAGCAGCUGUCUAUGGGAAGCCCCUAAGCAAGUAAUGAGAACAGCAACUGGUAACCAGAGCAGCAGGGCUCACAGCAACAGGCUUUCGGUGGCAGAGGGAUGAGGCGACACCGAGUUCAGGACCGUGUGGAUGCACAGGCAAAGUUAAUCUUGGUGUUCCCACUGAUGCACCCACAAAAUCCCAGCCUAAAUGCCACCUUGCCCCUCGCCAUUCCUGAUAAGUGGUAGAGCUUCCGCUGCCGAGAAGCUGUUGCUGUGACUCUGUCCAGCCGUCAGGAGCUGAAGUCAGACAAUAAAGCAAUAAAGCACCUGAUGUCAGUGAAGUUAACUCUUUAUUCAAAGCAGCAAAUCAGCUCAGCCCUAGUGGUCACAGCAACCUUUCCCAGUAAGUCUUGCCCCAAUGAAGCAGUUGUGAGGACCGCUCUCUAAGGUGCCUCCCCUGGUUCCUUCCACAGCAGCCAAAGGCUCUGUCCUCUUGUCUCUUGUUCCUCCAUCUUCAUUUCUCUGCAUGUUCUGGGAGACCAGUGGGGAGGGUCACAGCAGGAGGGGGAGACUCCCUGGAUUCUUCAGCAACCUGCCUCAUCUCUGUCUCCUGGCUCCCUUCCUCUCCUGCCUCUGAAUCUGGACUGCCCUCUGCCACAGCCUCCUCCUGCUCACUAAACCCUGUUGCCUUUUUAAAUAUUUGGUGUUUUAUUAUGCUUUUAUUUUUGUUGGAAGCUGCCCAGAGUGGCUGGGGCAACCCAUAUCACGCAGUACAACUGUUUCUGGAUGGUACCGCUUCAGACUGCAGGUGUGAAAUCAUUUGCCUUAAUGCUCUUCUGUGGAGGAAAUUUUCCACCUGUACAUGUCGAAAAUGAAUAUGUCAGGAGAAAAUUUAGGCUAGAGCCCUUCUUCCUUAUUUUUAUGUGCAGGGACUUAGACAGACAGAUCAUAGAUCAAUAUUUGUCUAUUGAUAAUCCCUCACCCGCAGAUUGAAGUGGUUCAGUCUAUGAGCAGUUUUAUCACACAACUUUCCAUUUGUGCAGACUAGCUGUGAAUUUUAGUGAUUUUCUUUAGGACUCAACUGUCUUUCCUGGGUUAUGUCCUAGAAUAAAUAGGAUGAGCUCAUGGGUCUGCACCUCACCCUGGUCAUAUUCCCAAAUACGGUUCUAGUUUGGGGAUCAUAAUGCCACCCACUGUUCUUAGUGAACAGGCUUUUUGGGUUCUUGUAAACAGUGGUACCUCGGGUUACAGAUGCUUCAGGUUACAGAUGCUUCCGGUUACAGACUCUGCUAACCCAGAAAUAGCACCUUGGGUUAAGAACUUUGCUUCAGGAUGAGAACAGAAAUUGCGGCGUGGUGGCAGCGGGAGGCCCCAUUAGCUAAAGUGGUGCUUCAGGUUAAGAACAGUUUCAGGUUAAGAAGGGACCUCCGGAAUGAAUUAAGUUCUUAACCCGAGGUAUCACUGUAUAUGCAGUGCAAAUGCACAAAGAUGAACCCAAGACAUGAAAGACAACCAGGGGACAGAUCAAAAUAAACCACAAAGAAACAAACUGCAACAGAGAGGCACUGUGAGCAGGCAUAGCACCAAUUCAUAUCUUGUCUCUGAGCGUGUACCUUUUUGUGCUUGACUGUUUCUGUCUGUCUUGGGAGAUGAAGCACACAAGGCUUCCAUCAUGUCCGCAUGAACUGUUGCUGCUUGUUCCACAUGACUGUGCUGAAUGCUGACAAGUGGAGCAUGUGCCCCUGACAGCAGGUCUGCCAUUACAAAACCAUGUCCUGGCUGGCAUGCAAUUGUCUUGCACAAAAUACUUUUCUCGAGUCAGAGACAGAAUCCGCACAUGCCACUUAGAGUGGCAUGCAUGUGUGAAAGGCAGCUUGAAAUGUGCUUGUAUCCUUUAUAUUUUUUAAAUGGCUGGUGCCUGUGCAGGGAGCUGGAUGUACAGUCGCAGCUUCCAGAGUCUUGUGUGUCAUCUGUAAACAGAGGGGUUUUAUCUGAAUCACAUUUUUACUUCUCUAGUUACAAUUUCCCCCCACAUAUCACUUUCGGUAUCUUUAAACCUUAUUUAUUGAUUUUUCACACAAAAAACUUUACAGAUUUUAACAUAAAUUGUAAAUUACUUUAUCCAUCCAUCCUUUUAAUUGUCAAAUAAUUCUGUGUACAUUGCGACAGCCUUUGGCUAUGUGCAAUAAAACUGACUGGCUGACUGACUUAUCCAUCCAUCCACCCCUUCCAUGGUUUCCCUGUUUACACUUGAAUGCUGCAUAUUUCUCAUAUACUAUUCAAUAUAUCCAUUUUAACCUAUUUAAUGCUGUUGCUCAUAUUUCAGAUUCUGCAAGUAUCUUUUUGCUCACUCACUUUUGCUUACUUGAUUCCUCCUUCAUACCCUUGACUGUGAGUAUCUAUGGUAUGGCUGGUACAUUCAUAUACACAUCCCUCUGAGGGUAGGGACAUCUUUGGUGAAAUUAAUAAGAUGGGGUGUGUGCUUAUCAAUUUCAAUAGGAUGUUAUUUUAUCUUCUUCAUGUGCGUCCACCAAUGCUGGUGCACAAAAUAUCUGUAAUUAAGCAAUAAUCACAAGGUUUCAGUGAAAUUGUCAUGGCUUUCCUAUGUCCUUGUCAGUGUCCAGGGAGGACAGAGAAGUGGUUGUACCCACCCAGCCACCCACACUGGCAGAUUGUCACUGACAUGUCACACUGGACUGUCUCUAUGUCUGUUGUUGUUGUUGUUUAGUCGUUUAGUCGUAUCCGACUCUUCGUGACCCCAUGGACCAGAGCACGCCAGGCACUCCUGUCUUCCACUGCCUCCUGCAGUUUGGUCAAACUCAUGCUGGUAGCUUCGAGAACACUGUCCAGCCAUCUCAUCCUCUGUCGUCCCCUUCUCCUUGUGCCCUCAAUUAUUCCCAACAUCAGGGUCUUUUCCAGGGAGUCUUCUCUUCUCAUGAGGUGGCCAAAGUAUUGGAGCCUCAGCUUCACGAUCUGUCCUUCCAGUGAGCACUCAGGGCUGAUUUCCUUCAGAAUGCAUAGGUUUGAUCUUCUUGCAGUCCAUGGGACUCCUCCAGCACCAUAAUUCAAAAGCAUCAAUUCUUCGGCGAUCAGCCUUCUUAAAACAUUAACGUAUGGACAAUGGUAUAGUAAGAAGUGGGAGGAGAUUCCUAAGUGAUUAAAAACAGCACUUUGUAGGGCACAUAUGGGUUCAGUCAGAGACAUGGAUUGUAUCUAAACAUAAUAACGUAAGGCGAAAGUCAUUCACUGAAAGAAGGUCCGUGUCAUGAUGGGGGCGGGACGUGUGUGUCAAACAUAUGGAUGGAAGGAAGUCCUCGUGAUGGUCCAUUCUCAACUGAUUCCUCUGACAUCCCUAACUGCAUCCCAGGUAGUAAUAACUGAAUCCACUAUAUUGCCUGCAGAACCUAACAUAUUUAACUGAUGAAUAUGGUCGGGGAAGAAUCCGCUGGGAUUCCAAUGCAUUCCAAUGACAUAAGAGCAUGGUUGUGCUUUCCCUUUUAUUUCUUCCUCUUCUGCUACUGUGCCUGACAGAACCACCUGUUCAGUGAGGUGAUGCUUUUAGAGUGAAUUGUUUUGAUGGGUCAAAGAGCUGCUCUGCUAGAGCUGAGGUCUAAUGCAUGGAUGCAAAUCUUUGAACUCUCUGCACCACAUUCGUAUGCAUGCCCAUUCUGACUAUUUAAGGAACAUGUUGCUUGAGCUGCUAAUUGCUUAUGAAUCUAACAGCAGAUGUGAACAUGUCUGGCAGUCUUUUUACUUCUUAAGCUUACAGUUUUGGCAUGUUCCGCAUUGUCUGACCUUUAGAUUAAUCACCUUUUAUGUCUGGUCUCUCAUAGGCAAUUUCAGGUUUUUGAUCUUGUUUAGCUGAAAUCCUGUUACCUCUUGUACUGGAAGCAACACACUGCAAAUUCUUGGUGUUUAGCUGUGGUGCCAUCUCAGGUGACCAUAAUCAUCACCAAGGCUGUGUGUCUGCUACGUUGUUGUGCAGACAAAUCCUUCAAGGGAGGAUGAAGGAUGUCAGUAAAUAAAUAAAACAACACUUAAUCCAUUCUUGGAGAUCUGAAAAUCCCCAGGCUGAAAAUUUGCCAACUUAGUUGGACAUAUGCAGUCAUUUGGUCCGGCUCUAAUCACAUCAUGCAUUUUGAAAGUAUCCCCAAAAUUCCAGAACUUUUCCAUGAGCUAGUAUAUUAUCUAAUAAUGAUUCUACCACCAUACAGAAGAAUUUGCAUUGCAUCCUGACACCACCUCUUUGCUUUCCCUUGGGUCAACAAUGACCAUUCCUGUCUUCAAAUAACCCCCGACUUAAAGAAGCAACGUUUUAAGAGUUGUUUAUACUUGGAUCCAUUAAAGAAAUAGUGGUGAAAAAUAAGUGUCUGGCCUGCUCUUCAAAAUACCAAGGUAAACACUAGGUGACCUAUUCCUUGUUCUUUGCCUAACCUGGCUGAACUCUGGAAGAAAGUAAUAAAUAGCAAUGGUUAAUUGGCGUCAUUUCUAAGUAUAACAUCCCCACUUCCUCACAUCAAGUUUGCCCAGGAUUCAAAGGUUUGUGAGCUAGACAAAUAAAAAUAUAUGGUGCUGUUUGAAAGAGAAGGGGCACAAGAGUUUUGUGGCCUGGCCCAAGACUCAGGGUCAACUCACACAUCACAGCGAUGUUGCCAGAAAUUGUUUCCCAAUGGCAACUUGUCCCUGACUGGCCUGUAGCAUUUAGGAGCACCACAAAAACUAGUCUUCAAGCACAACACAACUUCAAAAAUCAAAGAGAUGCCGUCUGAUGAUUCCAAGCUCUGCACUCUGGUGAACAAUCUUCCAGAUGGCACAGUUUUGGGCCACAGUCCAACAGAGUAAGGUGCUCUUAAGCCUACUGCUUUCAGCUAGCUUAAUCUUGCCUAACUUUUGUAGGAUUGUGGGCUUUAUGUAUUAAAGCCACAAUGGAUAUUUAAGGGAAUGUACUGCCACUAGAUCUAGUUGUAUAUCCAAAACAUAGAUUCUAGAUUUGAUGCAAAGUCUUUUGCUUCCUGCGAUUUAAAAAAAAGCACCAUCAAAACUUCAGUGUUGCCUUCAAAGGAAGUUUAUUCUGAAGAUGUUUCCCUGAACUACUUGAUGGGGCAUGACUAUAAGAAUGCAAGAAAAGCCCAGAUGGAUUAGACCAAAGGCCCAUCUGGUCCAGUGUCCUCUUCUCACAGUGGGCCGCCCAGAUGCCUAUAGGAAUCCAGCCAGCAGAACCUGAAUAUAACAGUGCACUUCUCAGUUGUGAUUUCCAGCAACUGGUAUUCAGAAGCAUACUUCCUCCAAUAGUGGUGUUAUAAGAAUUCUAAGGUCUCAAAUAAAAAAUUAAAUGUUCAUAAAUGUACAAGGCAAACACAUACAUAACUAUAUAAACCACAUGUCUGACCUGGAUUCAGGAACCAAACUAUUUACCAUCACAAAAGAAUGGCUAGGCUGCCCAGGUAAAGCAAUCAGUGACCAUUAUCAGCAUAUCCUGGCAGACAGGAUUUCUGCUGUAGACCGCCUCCUUCUGUGAUGUAUGUAUGAUGUUUUGGGGGGUGGUCUUGAGCUACAGGGUGGGCAGUUUCAAAAGUAUAUAUAAGGGCUUGCGCACCAUUGUUCUGGUUUCUCUCUUCCCUCCUGUGUGUGGUGAGUGGGGACCUUGUUGCAACAGUUAAUAAAGUUCAGGCUUACUAGCUGCUUUGCUUCUCAGUAUACUCUGGUUGGCCUCUGUUAUUUUCUCCUACCAAUAGGGAACCCACUUAAGGAUUCUAUAUGGGCUCUUGGAAGUUGAAAGGAGCAGGUUCCCCCCCCCAUAACAGUAGAUUCAAAAGUAACCUUUGUGCCCAGUAGCCAUUGAUAUCUUCCAUGAAACCCAUUUUAAAGCCAUUUAAGUUAGUGGCCUUAACUACCUCUUGUGGCAGAGAAUUCCAUAGUUUUCCAUGUUAUGUGUGAAGAAAUACUUUGUAGGCUGUCUAAUAGCAGUUGGUGGGGUGGCACAGGUAGGGUGGUGUUGCUCACAAAUGGUCCUGCUGCUUCUUGAGAGAGAGGGGUGAGGCACACUCUGGAGUGUGGCCAUUGUGUGAGCGAGAUGGCAGCAGUGUCAGAUUGGCACUACCACCACACCAUGCUGAGCUUCCUGCCCCUCUCAGGAACUGGCAGCGAUGCUUGGUGUUUAGAAGGCAAGUGAGCAAUGCCACCCUACCUGUGCCACCCUACCAACUGCUACUGAUAUAUAUAUAUAUAUAUAUAUAUAUAUAUAUAUGCUUGCUGUGGAGACAAAUCCAAAACUCUCCACAGUUACAUUGCAUAGCAAUGACAGGAAAUCCUUGUUUCUUGAAGAGAUAGUCAGUCAAAAUAAUACGUCAGGCCAGUGGGACCCUACAUCCACAAAAGGUGACCUAGACAUGUUAAGUCCCUGGGCUUGCUUGUUCUCUUCUAAUCUCAUGUUCCUUUCUUCUAAUCUCAUACUUUGUGUCUGGAAGAGAAUGUCUUUCUACUCGGGUUAAUAAGAACAUCAGUACAUCUAACAAGAAUUGGUCUUCACUUUUCCCCACCUGAUUUCACGAGGAAUUUGAUGGAGCUCUCAGGAUCCACAACAACAACUUUUUUAUUUAUACCCCACCCAUCUGGCUGGGUUUUCCCAGCCACUCUGGGCAGCUUACAGCAUAUAUAAAACAUGUAUGUUAUAUAUUGUCUCACUAAAAUGACAGUGUUGUUGGUGGCGGGAGGCUAAAUAAGAGCAAGGCCCUUGUCGCUUGCUAUCGUGGCCAUUUUUCUUUUUGCUCAUUCUCUUCUUCUGAAUCACAACUAUAGCAUGCAUUGGACCAACUGAAGCGAGAGUAAAUAUAUGCUUAGGCUACAAAGAGAAUCCCAUCCUGAUGCUCUUCUUUGAAGUACAGAUGUAACACAGGUCCAUAUAUCUUCAAGCCUUCUUUCAGGUAUGCCCAAAUAGAUAACUGAGAAUCUUCCCAUAAAAAAGCAGCCUAGUUAAUUUACCUGAGGAAAUUCACGAGGCUAUUCUAUACAUAAAGCCGCCUGGUUUAUUUGCUAUCCCAAACACUUAAACAAAGCAGCACAAUAUGAUAGGUAUUUACAAUCUACCAAAGCCUCAGUACCAUUGUAAACUGCAUUCCAGCCAGCACGCCUUCAUGGUUUAAAUAACUUCUACAUUUAGAAAAAGUAACUGGAAUAUCCAGCCCAGUUAAAUUUAGUUUUUUCUUCUGUACCCCAAGCUAUCACAAAGCUUCAAGAAUGUGUGCAUGGGCAAUUUUCAAAUGGAAACCUACCCAGGUAAGAUCUGAGCAUAUCUGGUAGAUUGGCUCAAACCCAUAAAAAGUUUAGAGAACAUUCUUAUGCAUGGCAUUUCAGACAGAAGUCCUACUGAGCUGAGUGGAGAUUACUCCCAAGUCAGUGGGAACAGGAUUGCAGCCUUACUGACACAAUUUACUCUGCAUUUUCUUUGGAGAAGGUAAUAUUGUGUCCUGAGCUAUCCAUGGACACAACCACAACUUCCUAGCAGCUAUUUCCAUUUUGAUGGCCGCUAUGAUCAUGGAAGUUACUUCUGGGUAACUGUGGCAGUAUUCCCUAAGGUUCUGGAUCACCCAGUUCCUUCUUCAUGUGAAGCUUUCGAAUGUAUGAAUGUAAUGUAUGAAUGUACCAACUGUUAGUCUGUACUGUAAAUGAGAGCAGAAUGCCUGUGAAAAUUCAAAACUGCCUAGGAAAGAGCCAUAUAAAUUUUUUAUUUGUACAAGUUUUUCUAUGUCGCCAUAUAUAAUAUCAUGGCAGCAUACAAAAUGAAUACAAAACCCCCCACCAUUUUCAAAAUAAAAGUACAAAUAAUUGUUAAGACUUCUAAUUAAAAAUAAAAGAUUAAACAGCUGCAAAGGCCUGUUAAUGGGGGGGGGGAUGUUUUCUCAGAGAUGCCUGAAAGUCAAAAGCAAGGAUGCUCUGCCCAAUCUCUCCUGGAAGACUAUUCCAAAGCAUAGGACUGGGUACCUUAACUGCCCGACUUCUGUUCACUCAAAUGUAAGCUCCAUUGAGUUCAAUGGGGUUUCCUCUAAGAUAAAGGUGUUUAGCCAGGAUAGCCAAUGUAUUGCCCUCCAGAUGUUGUGCUACAACUCCCAUCAGCCCUCGCUAGCAUAAGCAAUGGUCAAGGAUGAUGAGACUUGUAGGCCAAAAAUAUGUGGCGCGCACCACAUUGUCUAUUCCUAGUGUGUUGGACUGUAGCUUUAAUUACAUCUUUCUUUACUUAAAUUCCUCCUAAUAUACAUACAUUUAUAUGCAGGUUUGCCCAAGAUACGUAUUUUGGCAAAGUGAUUUCCCCUAAUACGUUGCAUUUUUGUAUGCUGUCUUAACUGAUACAUGAAGUCUUAUGCACACUUUACUUCGUUUUUGUACACAUUAAGUGGCUGGAGAACUGCAUCGCGAAAUUUGGGAAAGUGUGAGACAGAAUGCAUGCAGAAAAGUGACCAUUUGGAGAAAUCAUGGGAAUGCUUAGACAGACAGUACCACAGAGAAAAAUAACUGUGUUGGGAAAAACAUGAGAAUGCUUCAAGAAGGAGUAGGGUAGAGAAAAUAAAAUGUGGGUGGGGGAAUGGGAUACUUCGGGACAGACCUUAGAGUAAAGAGGCAGUGUUGAGAAACCAGAGUGAUGUGUGGAAAAUCAGCAGACAUCACCAUUUAACAGUCAAGUCGUUUUCGGCGAAAUAAAGGGCCCUUUUUCCUCAAAAAGAACAAUUUAUGUUUCUGUCAGGUGUAUGUCUGGGCUUCUGAUGAAGCUUAGUGAGGUAAUGUCUCCAAAAGUGGAGGGAAGGGUGCAGAGUAGAGGAGCAGGCCCUAUCACUUUGACACGGCCCAUUCACAUGGUGUACUUUCCUCCAACCAUUCACCAAAUUUAUGCCGAAUGUUGGUUAUUUUGAAGCCUUUGACUAUUUCCCCACCCAACAAAAUCCGUGUGAAAGAUAGACAUUCAAAGGCCAUGUGAUGAUGCCUCUGUCAGUGAUAUGAGGAAAUCUAGUCUUGUUCCAAAUAAUUCUUCUUUAAACUACAGCGCCUUUUUGCCUGGCUAGUGAAAGGCUUUCAAACAGUCAUAUCCGCAGGUCAAAUGAUUGUGACUGGCCAUAAGGUAAUUCCCCCUCCCCCACAAAUAAACUGCAAACAGUGGAUAUACAGAUACGAGCUGUUAACAUGCAUCCUAUUAGGAAUAUUCAGGAAACAACGGCUCAUACACAAGUUAGUCAUGGCCCGCAGUCCCAGAGUUCCUGUUUCCUGCUGUUAUUCAUGGAAAACAACACACUCUGCACAUGCUCAGAGGUACUAUGCCCAGGGCUGACAAUUAUCCUGCUUGUCCUGCAGUCAUUCUCCUAGAUUUCUUUCUCUCUUAGAUUUCCCCUGACUCCAUUUAAAAACUCAUUUGUUGAAAGGUACCUGUGCCUUUAAUAGCUGCCUGUGAGGCAGAAAUUCAACAUGUGGCUGGAGUUUUUGUGUUUCUUUCCCUAAGGGACAGUGGCCUCAGUGGGGCUACCACAAAAGCUUAUAAAAAAAAUGAAGAGUGCUUGCCCAAGAAGAUAUUUCAAUUUGUGGUUGACAGCAAUGCUUACAUGUGCUGGCAGACAUCAUUUUAAUGCAACUGCCAGGGCACCUAAAAAUUGUAAUGUUGUGAGGGGUGGUGUUUGCAGUCAGCCAGCAUGCACCGGCACACAUAAAUCUAUUUUUAAGUGGCCUGACAGCUCUGUGAAUUGACCCUGAGUUUAGUGAAGCCAAUGGGAGUGAUUCUUUGACUGCACAGAGUGGCACCGCAAUCCAAAUACAUUUACUUCCUUGCAAGUAAAUCUCACUGAAAACAGUGGAAGUCUCACUGAAAGCAAUGGAAUGGACUACCAAAUAAGGCAGAGGUGUCACAUUGCUUUCUGAUCCAAGCAGAGCUUCAGCUUGGCUUGACUCUGUUCUAAGCAAAUUAGUCAAACUAAUUAAGCCCAUUGAAACGGAUGUUUAACUUUAAUUAAAAUGCAAACCGAAGAAAUUAAUCUAUGUCAAAAACUUGUCCAAGUUUUCAAAGAGGUGCAAAUUUGAAUGUGAGCAUUAAUCAAAGAAAAUGAAUACGGUUUAACCUAUUUUAUUCAGACCUCCCAUAGGCAGCCUGCUAUAUAUACUAAAUCUGCUUUAUGACCUCCUCUAUUCUAGACACCAAUUUCAUGCCCCCCGAAGGGUCUUCACAAAAGAGCCUGUACUGCAGUGGAACUAGAUUCAUUAUCUCUAGAAGUCUUGUUGGCAUCAAAUCUGGCAGCCACAGUCCUUCUGCUUGCAGUAAUGUUCCAGUCUGUAAACAUGGUGAUGCAUUAUGAGCUACCCCCAUUUUUCAAAAAACAAAAGCUUAAACCUUCCUCCUUUUUCUUUUGUUUCAUUUCUCUCUCUCUUUUCUGUCUGUUUCUCUUUAAAAGCAGCACUUCCUUUUUUGUCACCUCAAGCCAAGGUGUAUGAAAAAGGAGGUUUAUAAGGGAUGCCUCACACGUUAAUUUGUAGCUCCUCGUGUGGUUAUUUUAUUACUUUUGACCAGUGUUAUGUUUCCAGAAAAAGAGGUGCUGGAACUCACCACGAACGCUUCCCUUCUUCUCUUAUAAUGGCAAUGGUGCCCACCUGAGAGGUGCUGGAACUGAGUUCUGAUGUGAUUUCUAGCUGAAAAAAGCCCUGCAAAGUCUCUUAUGAAGUUCAUUUAGGAAUACUAGGAUGAAUGCCUUUAUGGAUCACUCUUUCCCUCAGUGGCUUCCUGAAAGCUCACAAGAACAAUAGCAUGGCAAAAACCUUCUGCAGUGAUGACCCCUCCCCCAUCAACAACUAUUUGGUGAUACGUUGCAUCUGAACACAGAGGUUCCAGUUAGGUAUUGUGGCUAAUAGCCACUAAUAAACCUAACCUCCAUGGGUUUGCCUAACACAGGGGAGGGGAAACCAUGGCCUUCCACGUGCGAUUUGACUCCCAACUCCUCUCCGUCCCAGCAAACAUGGCCGACAGUCAGGGGUGAUGGGAAUUAUAGUCCAUAAAGUUCACCAUCCCUGAUUUAAUCCCUAUCAAAAGCCAUUUUAAUCAGAGGCCGCCACCAUAUCUAAAGACCAAGCAUUCCACAGGUUAAUUAUGAGUUUCGUGAUAGAAUACUUGAGAAGGCGGAUCUGUCCUCAAACUAUUGCCAAUAAGGUUUAUUAGAGGGCCUCAAGUAUUAUCAAAGAAAGAGAGAAUUCUCUCCAUGCAUUGUCUUUUUUUUCUGAGUCACCUAACACUAAACAUUUCAGCCUUAUGACCUGGGGAAAGUGUCCAAACUGCUGCACCAUUGUGGUUCCCCUUCUCUUCACAAUUUACAGCUCUGACAUCCUUUUAAGUGGGAUAAGUAGAACAGUACACGGCAUUUCUUAAGAAGAAGAGACUGCUGGAUCAGGCCAAUGGCCUAUCUAGUCCAGCAUCCUGUUCUCACAGCAGCCAACUGGACGCCUAUGGGAAACUCAGUUUCAAUUUCAGACAUACAGGCAUUAUGAUAAUGCCUAUUCUGUAUCUAGUCCUUUUCUGAAAUAAUCUAUAGCACAGAAAUUCCUGCCCCCAACCCUCAGUGUUGCAUACUGAGUUGAUGCUUUCAUUCAGCUAUCCACCAGCUAUCUUUUCCUACUUGAUUCUUUUGGUUACUAUGUACAUUUGUUCUGUGGUAUUCUGUUCAAUCUUAUAAUGCACUUCUACAAAAUAAAAAAAUAAUAAAAAAGAGGCUAUCCACCAUAAACACCAAGAUCUCUUUCCUGGUUAGUCAAUUCAGACUGCAUCUGUGUAAAGGUUUCCCUCUGACCAGAUGUGCAUGAAUUUGUGCUCAUUGUAUUUACCUUUCCUCCAGGGAUCUGAAGACUGUGCCUUGUUGCCUUUGCUUUGCUUUCAGAGCUUAUCUUGGCUUGGAGGCUUCUUGCAUAAGCAUAGACACACCUCUCCAAAUGUCAUUUUCAUAUGCGACUGUUCCCAAGACUGUUUUGGCUGCUCCAGACUGGCUUCGCCCCAGUUCUUCUCAGCUUUCCCCCAGAAAAAUCAGUUUAAAUGCAACUCUGUUGCCUUUUUGAUGUUUCUCCAUUUUUCAUGAGUUGUCUUGGCACAUUGGUUACUGCCAUGUGGGUUCUGCUUUUUCUAAUUAGAGACAAAUGGAUUUUGCCACACUUGAAAUGGGAAACUUUUCCUUCCCAGAAGCUGGAAUUGUUGUAUGUUAACAUUGCUGUGAGUUUGGACCAUUUGUCGUUCAAGUGUCAGCGUGGGACCGUGGGAAUUACUUGCACUGACACCAUCAGGAAAAAGAUACCCAGAUAUUAAUUAAGGGGUUUGUGUGGCAUCUUUGCUGAACUACUGGCAGCAAUGAGAGAACAGAAAAUGCAAACUUUAUAAACACUUUAAUCAUGGCUUCCUGUGUGCAUAUAAAAUAGGAAAGCUUCAGACAUUUUCCCAGUAGGAGGAGAGCUGUUUCUGCUUCCAUAGGAACACAGGAAGCUGACACAUCCUAAAUCAUACCAUUACUCCAUUUCACAUAGUAUUGUAUACACUGACUGGCAAGGACUCUCCAGGGCUUCAGACAAAGGAUAUUCCCAGCCCUAUCCAGAGAUGUCAAGGAAGCGGAAGGCUCAAUUUUACAUUAUGUGGUGGAUCUGUAAGAAAAUAAAGGAAUUUUGGGAUGUAAUUUAUAAUGAGCUCAAAAGAAUGAUCAAAGUAUCCUUCAUAAAAAAACCGGAGGCUUUCCUCAUGGGGAUAUUAGGUCCAGACAUACCAAAAAGUGCGAGUGAAAUAUUAUUGUAUGCCACGGUAGCUGCAUGAAUAUUAAUCGCUAUGAACCGGAAAGGGGAGAGAAUUCUGACAAAGGUGGAGUGGCAAAGUAAACUGUUGGAAUACGCCAAGUUGGCAAAAAUGACAGAAAAACUGAGAGGUCAUACUGAUCAAACAUUUAUUAGGAAAUGGGACAUGUACAAAAAAUAUCUUAAGGACUACUGUAACAAUAUGAUGUCAGUGGCAGGCCUUGAAUGACUUCUGUGGUAUGAUGGAUAAUUAUAAGAGAAUAUAAUAUUGAUGAAAAUUAACAAAAGACUAGAUAGACUAAGUGGUAGAUGCAUGAUGGGGUGGUGGAAAGCCUUUAGAAACUCAAGAAGAACUUAUUGUGAUGUGGAAUAACAAAUAUUACCAUUUUCUUUUCUUUCUUCUGGAUAAUUCUUAUGUUUGUUAUUUCUUUUUAAUCUCAAUAAAGCAUAAACUCCCCCCCCCCGAGAUGUCAGGGAUUGAACCAGGGACCGUCUGCAUGCAAAGCAGAUGCUGUACCACUGAGCUACUGCCCUUCCCCAUACAGAGGGAGGAACAAUAUCUCUUUCUGGCAGCAACCUCUGUGCCUGAUGGGUGCUAAACUGGGCAGUUUUUUCAGGUGGCGUGAUGGGGAAAGUGACUGAGAAAGCCCUCUGUAAAGAGAAAGACUGAGAGCAGUCCCACUCACAUGUAAUGUCACAUGCAUACACAUAGAGGACACACACACAGGUGCACAGCUCCCUGUUCAGGUGUGAUAUAUAUGCCUGCAUGCAAACCAGCCCACCAGAAGCACUUAAGGCUCCCAAGUCAUCAUUAGCAAAAACUUGGGACUGAUCUCUUUUAUAUGGGAAGCACCUCCAAGUUGCUGAGGUAAAGGACCCCUGACAGUUAAGUCCAGUCGCAGAUGACUCUGGGGUUGCACCGCUCAUCUCGCUUUACUGGCCGAGGGAGCCGGCAUUUGUCCGCUCCACAGACAGUUUUUCCGGGUCAUGUGGCCAGCAUGACUAAGCCACUUCUGGCGCAACGGAACACCGAAACCAGAGCAGUGCACGGAAAUGCUGUUUAUCUUUCCACCGGAGCGGUAUCUAUUUAUCUACUUGCACUUUUUGGGGUGCUUUCGAACUGGUAGGUUGGCAGGAGCUUGGACCUAGCAACGGGAGCUCACUCCAUUGAGGGGAUUCGAACCGUCAACCUUCUGAUUGGCAAGCCCAAGAGGCUCAGUGGUUUAGACCACAGCGCCACCCGUGUCCAAGUUGCUCAGGUAACCAAUACUGUAUCAGGAUCAGUUGUCAAUAAAAUGAAGCCCAUCUCCCCCCACUUUGGGAUUCCUGAGAAAAUAAUCUCUAAUAAUAGGCUGCAGUUUUCAUCUGAUUUAGCAAUGAAAGAAUCUGUCAGUUUGGUUCUCUCUGUUUCCUCAUGUUUCCAGUCUUAAAUUCAGUUCUCCACAUUUCUGCAGCAAUUUCAAUUAAAACAAGAAUUCCUCAUGAAAAUUGCUCAGUGUUUAAGGCAAAUUUCUCCUCAUAAAAACAUUUUUAUAUACAGUUUUGACUAAUGAACACAUUUUUGCAAAAGUUAUUUCCCCUAAUAUAUUUUACACAUAUAUUCCUUUUUAUGCAAACUGCUCCGUAAUAUAAACACUUCCAUGAAUAUUGUUUGGUUGGAGAACUGUGUCGUAAAAUUCAGAAAACUGAUUUUCAAAAGAUGGGUGUGUUUGGAUUCUCAUAUUGUUUAGGAAACUGAGAAUUUCGAAAGCUUGACUUGUAAGUGCAAAUUGAAUCAAAUUUCUCCCCAUCCCUAAUAUGAAAAUUUGCAGAGGCUUAUAGAUUUCAACCCUUCUUACCUCCAAGUCUGUUGUUUCUCCAGAGCGACAGUGAAAUAGAACAUGUUGUCCUGACUAAAAAACACCUGUGGUUGAAAUCAUCCAUCCUCUACCUUGUCCUAUUGACAUAGCAGCCAACACCUUUGGCAAAAGGCUUCAGCCCAGUUGUUCCUAGGAUGGAAGUUCCAUUCCAAGAUUCCAGCAUUUGCCACCUAACUAACUCCAUCUUGGUCUGAUUUCCACAGCUUCGCAGAACAGGAUGCCUAUUAUAAAGCUUGCCGGAAGAACGUCUGUGGCAAAUGGCAUAAUGCUAAACUCAUGAAACCAGAAGACCUGCUCUGCACAAAGGAGUCCUAUGAAAAUGUGCCAGUACAGGAGAAUGCAGAGACUCCUUGA